AUGAGAGCUGUUUCAGAGGAAGUGGAAGAGGCUGAUGAAUGGGAUGAAGCUGAUGAAGGGAAUAAAGCUGAUGAAGGGGAUGAAGAUGAUGAUGAUAUGGCUGAAGAUGAAAAUCAUGAUGGGAAGGAGGAUGAUGGGGACGAGGACGAUGGUCUCCGACCGACACAUGGCCAUAAGAAUGCGUGUGAUAAGGUGUUUCCUUGGGCUACCCGAGGAAUAUGUUAUUAUCACCUUCAACUGAACAUUGUCCAAAAGUAUAAAGGGAAGCAUCUCUUGUACUUGGUGAAAGAUGCUGCUUAUGCUCAUACACUUUACGAUUUUGGCCGGUACAUGGGUGAGAUAAGGAGUGCAAACCCAGAACUUGCAACGUACUUGGAGAAUGCCGACGUGACCCUAUGGUCAAGGGUUCAUUGUCAGGGAGACCGGGAAAACAUAAAAACUAGCAACAUCGCUGAAUCUAUUAAUUCCGCACUGAAGCGAGCUAGAGGAUUUCUGAUUCAUUUCCUAUUGGAGUUCAUAAGGGAUAAGCUAUCAAGGUGGUUUUGGAAAAGGAAAGAAGAUGCUUUGAGUCUCACAACUCAACAUAGUCGGGGGGUUGAAUACUUGCUUGCUGUUCGAUCGGAGAUAGCGGAUACAAUGUCUGUCCAAAAAAUUGAUGGAUGGCGAUUCUUUGUGCACGGUGGCAAAAAAGACUGUGUUGUUGAUUUGGAACAUCAAAAGUGUAAUUGCGGUGUCUAUGGUGUCGAGAAAAUACCUUGCUCUCAUGCUAUAGCAGCUGGAUCAUAUGCUGGUUUGCAUAACUCCACACUUGUAUGCCCGGUCUACUCAAAAGAUAUUUUGUUUGCAGGAUACUCAGAGAAUAUAUAUCAUUGUGUUGGACAACAAACUGAGGCACACACACGCUUUCCUCCGGAAGUAAAGCGUGGUCCGGGUAGACAUAAGAAAUCAAAAUGGCAAUCUUGGUUGGAGCUAUCAAAGAUGAGAGGACGCACACCCCGGAAGCAACACAGGGUUUAUAGGUGCUCGGUCUGCAAAGAAACUGGCCAUACGCGUCCACAUUGUAAGAACUGA
This is a messenger RNA of Brassica oleracea var. oleracea, 1071 nucleotides long. RefSeq lists its product as uncharacterized. Gene Ontology annotation, molecular function: zinc ion binding. The transcript has 2 exons. The record is from RefSeq and is a predicted model, not a curated record. The coding region runs from base 1 to 1071 and encodes 356 amino acids. Lineage: Eukaryota; Viridiplantae; Streptophyta; Magnoliopsida; Brassicales; Brassicaceae.